UGUACCUCUGCAAGCAGUUAGUAGCGUCUGCAAGCACUUGUCCAAACUCCAAACGAACUCUGAACGUGUCUGUUAAAACGUGUUUCCACUUGUUUCUUCACAAAAUAUCGUCAAAUUGGUAUCUUCAUCUGUAGAAAUGUCUAAAAGGCGCAUUGAAGUCGAUGACAAGCUCAGUAAAAAAUCUCGAGCAUCUGGUGAAAGGAAUAGGGAUAAUGACGUUGAUAAGGAAAAGAAUGUUAUAGAAACAAAGCCCAACAUUUCUUCGGCAACAACUGUACCAGCAGCCAAGCCAGGACUAACAUUAAAUCCACUUACAGGUCUACCCUACACACAGAAGUACUAUGACAUUUAUCGGAAACGGAUUGCACUUCCUGUGUGGGAAUAUAGAGACAAGUUUUUCGAGUUGUUGGAAAACAAUCAAACUAUAGUUUUAGUUGGUGAAACAGGAUCAGGAAAAACUACUCAAAUUCCUCAAUGGUCUGCUGAGUUUACUCGGAAAUUAGGAGUAAAAAAAGGAGUUGCUUGUACUCAACCACGCCGAGUUGCUGCAAUGUCCGUGGCUCAACGUGUUGCCGACGAAAUGGACGUUGUUUUGGGACAAGAAGUUGGUUACAGCAUCCGUUUCGAAGAUUGCUCCUCACCUAAAACUAUACUCAAGUACAUGACCGACGGUAUGUUGUUGCGUGAGGCUAUGUCAGAUCCGCUGUUAGACUCAUACCAAAUUGUCUUAUUGGAUGAAGCUCAUGAGCGCACACUUGCCACCGACAUUCUUAUGGGUGUUUUAAAGGAAGUCAUUAAACAGCGCCAUGAUCUAAAAUUAGUUAUCAUGUCUGCAACACUCGACGCGGGAAAGUUUCAGUCUUAUUUCGACAACGCCCCACUGAUGAAUGUUCCCGGUCGGACACAUCCCGUUGAAAUCUUUUACACACCAGAACCCGAACGGGACUAUCUUGAGGCUGCUAUUCGCACGGUUAUGCAGAUUCAUAUGUGUGAAGAUAUCGUUGGUGAUGUUCUUCUGUUCCUUACUGGUCAAGAGGAAAUCGAUGAAGCGUGUAAGCGGUUGAAACGUGAAAUUGACAACCUGGGACCUGAAGUAGGAGAAAUGAAAUGUAUUCCUUUGUAUUCCACGUUGCCCCCAAAUUUACAGCAAAGGAUUUUCGAGUCAGCUCCACCAGUCAGACCCAAUGGUGCCAUCGGUCGUAAAGUGGUUAUUAGCACGAAUAUUGCCGAGACCUCUCUUACUAUUGAUGGCGUUGUUUUCGUUAUUGACCCUGGUUUUGCUAAACAGAAGGUGUAUAAUCCUCGCAUCCGCGUUGAGUCCCUACUGGUUUCUCCCAUCAGCAAAGCAUCAGCCCAACAACGUGCCGGUCGUGCCGGUCGUACUCGACCAGGAAAGUGUUUCCGUCUAUACACCGAGAAGGCAUACAAACAAGAGAUGCAAGAUAACACAUAUCCAGAAAUUCUACGCUCUAACUUGGGAUCCGUCGUGAUUAAUCUGAAAAAAUUGGGCAUCGACGAUUUAGUCCAUUUUGAUUUUAUGGAUCCUCCAGCUCCUGAGACUUUGAUGAGAGCGCUGGAGUUACUGAAUUAUCUUGGAGCUUUGGAUGACGAUGGUAAUAUGACGGAACUGGGAGCUAUCAUGGCGGAAUUUCCUUUAGAUCCUCAACUGGCCAAAAUGUUGAUUGCCUCUACCGAAUUCAAUUGCUCCAACGAAAUUCUUUCUAUUACUGCUAUGCUUUCCGUCCCACAAGUCUUCAUGCGCCCCCUGGAAGCAAAGAAAGCUGCGGAUGAAGCUAAGAUGCGCUUUGCGCACAUCGACGGUGAUCAUUUAACUAUGUUGAACGUCUAUCACGCAUUUAAACAGAACAUGGAAGACCCACAGUGGUGUUACGAUAAUUUUGUAAAUUACCGUUCAAUGAAAUCGGCAGACAAUGUGCGGCAACAACUUUCCCGCAUAAUGGAUCGUUUCAAUCUAAAGCGAACUUCCACGGAGUUCACCUCAAAAGACUACUAUGUUAAUAUUCGGAAAGCGCUCAUUAGCGGUUUUUUCAUGCAGAUUGCCCAUUUGGAACGCACAGGACACUACCAGACUAUAAAAGAUAACCAAGUUGUACAAUUACACCCUUCUACGUGUUUAGACCACAAACCGGAGUGGGUUAUUUACAACGAAUUUGUUUUGACCACUAAAAAUUAUAUACGAACCUGCACCGAUGUCAAACCGGAAUGGCUGAUUAAGGUUGCCCCGUCUUAUUACGAUAUGAGUAACUUUCCGGAAGGUCCGGCAAAAAGACAACUUGAACAGAUUAUCAACCGCCUCGAGAGUCGGGAAUAUCGCAAUUGAAAGGUUUACAAAACUAUCUGUAAAAUCGACUGGCCAUCAGUUUCCAUUCACUGAAUAGGGGAAGACAUUCCGGCUUCUUUCACCAAGAUCAGUGACCGCUUAUUCUAAUAAUUAAUUUUGAAACAAAGCAGUCGAGUAUAAUACUUGUAAUCUUGAAUGAAACAUGCCCAUGUUGGAUUGAUGUUAAACCCUGAAAUGCUGAAAUGACACAAUAUAUGUGGUGUCAUUUCUUCCAGUUUAA
Molecule: messenger RNA, 2582 nt
Organism: Daphnia magna
Lineage: Eukaryota; Metazoa; Arthropoda; Branchiopoda; Diplostraca; Daphniidae
Gene: Dhx15
Product: putative pre-mRNA-splicing factor ATP-dependent RNA helicase PRP1
Cellular component (GO): spliceosomal complex; intracellular anatomical structure
Molecular function (GO): RNA helicase activity; ATP binding; RNA binding
Source: RefSeq, a predicted model, not a curated record